AUGCCUUCCUUCAAGACCUCCGCCGUUGUCUCCGCCCUCGCCGGCGCCGCCUCCGUCCUCGGCCACGGCCACGUCAACUACUUCACCGUCGACGGUAAGGAGUUCCAGGGCUACGACGUCACCUCCUACCCCUACAUGGCCAGCCCCCCCGAGGUCUACGGAUGGUCCGCGACCAACACCGACAACGGCUUCGUUGACCCCUCCUCCUACGCCUCCGGCGACAUCAUCUGCCACAAGGGCGCCAAGAACGCCGCUCUGACCGCCACCGCCGCCGCCGGCGCCACCGUCAAGUUCUUCUGGAACACCUGGCCCGAGUCUCACAAGGGCCCCGUCAUCGACUACCUCGCCCCCUGCGGUGACGACUGCGCUACCGUCGACAAGGCCACCCUCGAGUUCUUCAAGAUCGGCCAGAAGGGUCUCGAGGAUGCCGGCAACAACCAGUGGGCCAGCGACGAGCUCAUCGCCAACAACAACACCUGGUCCAUCAAGAUUCCCGAGGACGUCAAGCCUGGCAAGUACGUCUGGCGCCACGAGAUCAUCGCCCUGCACUCCGCCGGCCAGGAGAACGGCGCCCAGAACUACCCCCAGUGCUUCAACAUCGAGAUCACCGGCUCCGGCUCCGAGGCCCCCGCCGGCACCCUCGGCACUGCCCUCUACAAGGCCACCGACGCCGGCAUCCUCAUCUCCAUCUACAACUCCCUCAAGUCCUACGUCAUCCCCGGCCCUGAGCUCGACUCCAAGUUCGCCACCGACGGCUCUUCCUCCGGCGGCUCCACCGGCGCUGUUUCCUCUGCUGCCCCUGCCGCCACCACCUCCGCUGCCGCCGCCGCUUCCUCCGCCCCGGCUGCUGUUACCUCCGCCCCCGCGGCUGCCACCACCUCCGCUGCCGCUGAGGCCGUCUCCUCUGCCCCGGCUGCCACCUCUGCCGCCGCUGCCCAGCCCACCGCCAAGCCUUCUUGCGAGGAGAAGCGCCGCCGCCGCCUCGCGCGCCGCAUGGCUCGCCAGCACAACGUCGUCCGCAACUAA
Messenger RNA from Colletotrichum aenigma, 1026 nucleotides. It is a transcript of the gene cel61a-1, whose product is annotated as Endoglucanase-4. The coding region runs from base 1 to 1026 and encodes 341 amino acids. The record is from RefSeq and is a predicted model, not a curated record. The transcript has a single exon. NCBI's taxonomy places the organism in Eukaryota, Fungi, Ascomycota, Sordariomycetes, Glomerellales, Glomerellaceae.